Messenger RNA from Drosophila arizonae, 2209 nucleotides. RefSeq names its product Inhibitor of growth family, member 3 (gene Ing3). The record is from RefSeq and is a predicted model, not a curated record. NCBI's taxonomy places the organism in Eukaryota, Metazoa, Arthropoda, Insecta, Diptera, Drosophilidae. Gene Ontology annotation, cellular component: NuA4 histone acetyltransferase complex.
GGCAACUAUAAGUAUAAUUUUUCUUCAAUUGUCAACAAUUCAGAGUUUUACUAUACGAAAUUCGACUAUUUUCAAAUGCAAUAUGUUGUAUUUGGAGGACUAUUUGGAAAUGAUUGAGCAUCUGCCUCAAGAGCUGCGAGACCGUUUCACAGAGAUGCGUGAGCUAGAUCUGGCCGUGCAGAACGACAUGGACUCGCUGGAUAAGAAGUCGCGUAUGUUCUUUCAACAGUGCAAACGCGGUGAGCUGCAGUACGAUUCGAUAUAUACGGAAUUCCAUAGCCUGCGAGGCAACUAUUUCAAAGUGAUGGAGGAUGCGGAUGAGAAAGUUGCCAUUGCCACCCAAAUACAUGAGCUCGUCGAGCGCUAUCUGCGCCGACUGGAUAGCGAGCUGUUCAAAUUCAAGUGUGAACUGGAGGCAGACAACAAUGGCAUUACAGAGAUAUUGGAAAAGCGUUCCCUUGAAUUAGACGGCAACAACUCCACGGCUGCGACGGCACUUCUGCUCAGCAUGAAUCAGAAGGAGAACCGCUAUUAUAACACAGGCAGCGGCGUCAACAGCAAUUUAAUGUCGGGCAACAUCAACAGCGCCGCGGGCAUCAUUACCAGCACGGGCAGCACCAGCGGUAACCUGGUGGUCAACAGCUCCGCACUAAAUAGCCUGUCUGGCAAUAACAGCUCGUCCAGUGGCAGCCAUCAGAGACAUCGCAAGCUAGAGAAGCGCCGCGAGACAAUCUGCACGGUGCCCGUGCCGGAGAAGCGGCCCAAUCUGAAUCAGUCGCUGCCCGUGGUCACCGCCGCCAGCAAUAGUGUCAGCAGCAUUGUCAAUCCUGUCAGUGGCAAUCAUGUCAAUGCACUGCCCACUCACGCCUCUCUGCCCGUGGCGCCGAGCACUGCUAGCUCCAACAACAACCACAGCUCGACAGUCGCUAACGCCGUGGCCGCCAACAUUGUGCGCCAGCUGCCCACAAAUCUCAGCGCGCACAGUGUGCUCAGUGCCAACAACAAUAGUGCAGCUGUAGCGGCUGCAGCAGCAGCAGCAGCAGCCGCCGCUGCCAGCAACAACGUAACUGUUGGCCCCGUGGCGGGCACGGGCGCUGGCUCGAGCGCGGGCAUAACUGCCAGCCAUGGCAACACCACGGUCAGCUAUAAUCUGCAUCAGUUUGGUGGCGGGGGCGCUGCCUCCAGUGCCAUUGCGGCUGCCGCCAGCCAGGCGAUUGUUGCCACCCAACAGAUGCCGCAGGGCAGACGCACGGCCAGCCUAAAGGCCAGCUACGAGGCCAUUCACGGCGCUGGUGUUGCGGGCGGCACGGAGUUCUGGUCAGCGGCAGCGGUUCACAAUAGUAGCAUUCAGCCAGCGACUGGCACGUUGGCCACCAGCGUGCAUCAUCAUACUCCACAGCAACAACAACAACAACAGCACCAGCAGCAACAACCGCAGCAGCAACAACAACAACAGCAACACCAGCACCAACAUCAUCAGCAUCAGCAUCAGCACCAUCAGCAUCAUCACGAAAAGAAGCAUAAGAAAAAAUUGAAUGCCAGCAUUUCAGUGCCCAGUGGAAUAGCCUACAAGAUCUGGGAUGGCUCGUCGUCGGGCAAUUCGAUUGCAUCGUCAUCAUCGUCGAUCAGUGUUGAUUCUGCAGACAUGCUUUCAACUGCCUCCGCCGCACCCAUACAACACGCUAAUCUUGGCCAGGGCACACUGGCCAUCAAUCCACCAUCGAAUCAGUUGGCCACCAGCCAUGCGACAGCUGCUGCAGUGGCAGCCACAGUGGCGCCUGUCACGCUGCCCACGGUUAACAACGUAGCAUCGGCGCCCAUUGGACUGCCACCCAGCACUUCGCUAGCUCCGGGCGCUAAUCUAACCAUUAGCGAUACCGGGUUGGUUGUGGAGCAAACCAAUGAAGGCGAAUGGUCGUAUGAUCCCAACGAGCCGCGCUACUGCACCUGCAAUCAGGUAUCUUACGGUGACAUGGUUGCCUGCGACAAUGAUGCCUGCCCCUACGAGUGGUUCCACUAUCCAUGUGUGGGCAUCACACAGCCGCCCAAGGGCAAGUGGUACUGCCCCAAGUGCACAGCUUCUAUGCGACGUCGUGGCAACCGGAAGAACUGAGCCACAAAUUGAGCUGGAGCUGGACCUGCGAGGGAAGAUAUAAUAAACUUAACAUAGAUCCAAUAUAUUAUUCAUAUAUUCUAAAAUUAGAUGCCU